UAGCCGCGGCGCGGACCCUGCGGGGAUCGCGGAGGAGGCGGCGGCGCCCGCGGGGCCGGAGCCGCUGGAGCCGGCGGAGGACGAGGACCAGGAGGACGAGGAGGGAGCCGACCGCGGCUCCAUGUUCGCCCCGGGUCCGGAGGAGCCCUGCGCCCCCAGCAAAGAGCCGCGGAAAUAUGGAGAGCUCGUGGUGCUGGGGUACAAUGGUGCACUUCCUAAUGGAGACCGAGGACGUAGGAAAAGCAGGUUUGCUCUUUACAAACGCUCAAAAGCUAAUGGAGUCAAGCCAAGCACUGUUCAUGUAAUAUCAACACCUCAGGCAUCUAAGGUGAUCAGCUGUAAAGGUCAGCAUAGUAUCUCUUACACUUUGUCAAGAAAUCAGACAGUAGUGGUGGAGUACACACAUGAUGAUGAUACUGAUAUGUUUCAGGUGGGAAGAUCAACAGAGAGCCCAAUAGACUUUGUGGUAACGGACACGAUUUCUGGCAGUCAAAACAGUGAUGAAACCCAGAUCACGCAAAGUACCAUAUCCAGGUUUGCCUGUAGGAUUGUCUGUGAUAGGAAUGCACCAUAUACAGCACGGAUUUUUGCAGCAGGAUUUGACUCUUCCAAAAACAUCUUUCUUGGAGAAAAGGCAGCAAAGUGGAAGAAUCCUGAUGGACACAUGGAUGGACUAACAACAAAUGGGGUUCUAGUCAUGCAUCCAAAAGGAGGAUUCACAGAAGAGUCCAAACCAGGAGUAUGGCGUGAAAUUUCAGUUUGUGGAGAUGUAUAUACACUGCGAGAAACAAGAUCAGCUCAGCAAAGGGGAAAACUAGUUGAAAAUGAGACCAACGUCCUACAAGAUGGUUCCCUCAUUGAUCUGUGUGGAGCAACCCUUCUGUGGAGAACGGCUGACGGUCUCUUUCAUACUCCAACCCAAAAGCACAUUGAAGCUCUACGGCAAGAGAUCAAUGCAGCCAGACCACAGUGCCCUGUUGGACUGAACACAUUGGCAUUUCCCAGCAUCAACCAGAAAGAUGUGGUAGAAGAGAAGCAGCCUUGGGCAUACCUCAGCUGUGGUCACGUGCAUGGGUAUCACAACUGGGGACACCGAAGUGAUACUGAAGCCAAUGAGAGGGAGUGCCCAAUGUGCAGAACUGUUGGGCCUUACGUGCCUCUUUGGCUCGGGUGUGAGGCAGGAUUUUAUGUUGAUGCUGGCCCCCCGACUCAUGCUUUUACCCCUUGUGGACAUGUGUGUUCAGAGAAGUCUGCAAAGUACUGGUCCCUGAUUCCACUGCCCCAUGGCACCCAUGCAUUUCAUGCUGCCUGCCCUUUUUGUGCCACGCAGCUGGUUGGGGAACAGAACUUUGUAAAAUUAAUUUUCCAAGGUCCAGUUGACUGAUGCUAUCUACAAUAAUAUCACUUUAACAAGUUACUGUGAAGAUUUUGCCACUAACUGUAGAUUUUACUUUGUUUUGUUUUUUUAUUACUGUUAAAGGGGUUUAGGGGGGAGUGCUAAUAGAGAUUUGAAAAACCAGGGUUACAGUGGUGACAGAUACCUGGAACUUGACAAAUAUCAGUGAUGUCACAUUUGUAACAGCUGCAUAUUCAUCGAAAUUUAUUUGAUAAGUAUAUUUGUUAUAUGUGUCCGUGAUUGAAUUUUAAAAUGUUAUAUUUUAUUUUAAUCUUGAGGGUUUUUUUUAACAGUUUUUUUUCCUUGUAAAAUUUGACAGAUCUCCAAAUAAUAUUUUUUUUCACUAUUAGGCGUUUAACCAAAAGGUUUUUGGGGUUUUUUAAAUUAUUAAUUUGCAACCAUCAGUAUUUAGGAUUAUAGAGUUAGAGCUGUAAGGGACCUUAGAUGCCGUCUACUCCAACUUGCUUACUUCACAGAAGAGAGAACUGAGGCACAAAGUUAAGUGUCUUGCCCAAGUCAUACAGGUAGUUAGCAACAGAGGCAAAGUUUGAACCCAGUGCUUCAAGACUCCAAAAGCCCAUGACACUCUUUCCACAGUACUGUGUUGCUUUGUCUAUAGAUGUUAACUCGAGUUUUUCCUAACCACAAGAACGUUAUCUACAUCAGAGUGACCUGAACCAGAUUAAAAUGUAAUUGGAAAAUAUUUAACAAAAAAAAUUAAAACACAAUAGGAGGUAGAUAAUACAGAUGGUUUUUUAAGUCAUUAUGUGUCCUUCAGGGAUUAUGUAUGGUUUAGUGGCCCCUGCUUCUAUUUGAAACUGAUGAUCUAUGUGAUGUUAUGAAAUGAAAAUGUGACACUAAGCAGUUAACACAAAGAAUUGUUUUGCUAUUGGAAACUUUGUGACCUAUUUUUUAUUGUGUGAAGUUGAGAAAAAAGAUUCAGAUAUUGUAAUGACUUUUUAAAUUUGAUUUUCUGAAUUUAAUUGCUUUAUGCACAUUUGUAGAAUAACUUUUGACAUUAUAAACAAAGAAUUUUCCACAACCUUUUGGUCUGAAUUUUAAAGCCUGUCCCUGCUAUACACCUUGCAUGCCUAGGACUGUUUGAUUAAAAUGUAGCAUCUCUCAGAAUUCAUUAGCUUAGAGUUAUUGCAGGAGGAGAGAUUGUGUGGGUACUAUAAUACCAAAUUUAUGCACAUACUGAAUCAUUUAUUGAGUCUGAAAAGUGAUUACAGAUUACUUAUUUUUUUGUAAGCCCACUUGCAUGUUUUUUGGACUUGGAUGUAUCCAACAUUCUAUGAACGGAGAGCUCACCUCAUACUGUAAUGAAACAGUAGAUUUUGUUUACUCUACUUCACACCAUCUGUCACCUUCUGUUGCAGCUUGAGGAACACUGUAAGUUUUGAAAAUGUUUGCAAAUCAAACUAAAUUUAAAUAUGAUCAUUUGAUAUACACAACACCCAAUGGUGCUUUUACAGAGAUAAUUUGAAAUGUCUGAUUUUAAGACAGCAAAUAAGUGUUUACUGAGGAAUAAUUAAAUUAGAAUUUCUUAUGAGCUCCAACAUCCCAUUCAGUUGGCUUUAUUUAAUUCUGAAUAACAAUUUUAUGAUAACUCUGCUAACAAGUACAGAGACUAUCAGUCUAUCCAGGAUGAAAAUGUUCAUUUGGGAGAAUAUUAAUAGCUAUCUGAAAGGAAAUGAAAAUCUACUGAAUGAACAAUAUUUUAAACUAUAACUUCUAUUAAACUGACCAUUGGAGAUUUUUAUGCUACACAUGAGACCUUUGUAUAGACAUAUAAUUUAUAUAACUUUAAUAUAUUGUGUAUAUAUCUAUAAAUAUAUACUUGAUUGGCCUGUUGAUAUUUUGGCUGUAAAUUGUUUUAUAGUUAAUCUCUAAGCCUAGCAUUUUUAAUUCCCUUUACUCUUGGGUGAUGAGAUGCGUGAGUUUUGUUUGCUGCUGUUUUUAAUAUUCUUCUUAUAUAAAGUGUCAGCUUGUCAAUUUAAAAUAGCUUCACUUUUCCAUACACUUUGUGGUUUGGGGUGGGGAGUUUUAGCUUCAAAACACCACAAACCUCCCAUGGCAUUCUUCUUAGUGAUCCCUUUCUGUACAUCUUGCUCAUCUCUGCCUGAAGACUAAAAACAGAACCAAUUGGAUAUGCCUAAAAUAAUAGUACGAGUGCCUUUUUAUUCUGCAAGAGGUUUUUGUGACCUUGGAUCUGUUUCCAAGUCCUUCCACCAGCAUUGUGGGUCUUUCAGGAUGGGCUCUGUUUUCUCAGCUCUUCACUGUUUCAUGGUUUGGGAAAUGAGGAUUAGCAAUGUACGUCCUUCCACUUACUGCACAGUCUACAGACUAAUUGACUUACUAGUCUUUCAGCCAGAGGGGGCAGAUUUUUCUUUUCUUAGAGAAGUUUGUCCAGAGAACCCUUAAGUUUAUUAAGGUUCACUGUCCCAAGGGCAGUCCUCCAAACUAAAAAGCAUAGCAGAGCCUAGCAAACUCAUGGACUAACCUGAAAAAUCCCCUUACUUUUUUUUUCCAAAGCUUUUCCCGAUAAGUAUUAAAUAUUUGGAGAUUUCAUUCUUGAUGGGUGGGGCCGGGAUGUUAGGUUUACAGAGUCGGGUCACUCUUUGGUCACGUUUUCCUUGUAUCCAGAUGUGCUGCUACCUCUUGCCUUCUCCCUUUUCAGAGCUGCCCUCUACACUUAGAAGCAGAAUGAGGAAGUCCAUUAAAAAGAGAAAUAUUUUUAUGCUGAAGUGUUUUACUCUCAGUGAUAGAAAUGUUUGCCUUUAUAUUUUUGUUUGAUGUUUAAUUUUCUCAUUUUUUUAAAGUAACUUAGUUGGUAAGUGAAAAGAAAUCAUAUUGCCCACUAGCCAAAGAAGAAGAAAAUAAGAUAAAAAAUUGUAUCCAAGAAGCAGCUUGUGUAAAUUCAGAAUGGAAAGAUUUAUUCUGUCUUCACCUACUGUCAGGGAAGGGAUAAUGAUUACUGUCCAAUCCCUCUUCCUGAUAAGUUAUAGAAAGAGUCUCUUAGACACAGCCCUGAUUUAUAUAGUGAUUCCCUCUGAUGAAGAGGAUGGUAUAUACUAUUUCAAAAGGCAGCAAUAAUGUAUUUCAUAGAAAAUAUUCCUUUUCUUCCAGUUGUUUUUUUAUCAGUUUAUGACUGAAAAAAAGAUUGAGUAGAUGAAGUACUACUGCUCUGAGUGUAUUUUUAGAGAUUAUUUUUAUUAAUCUCUGCUUUCCCUGUCAUGUAUACUACACUUCAAUGAGCAAGCAUUUAUUAAGCAACUAUAAUGUGCCAGGCAUUGUGCUGGAUAAAUAAAGAUUUUUUAAAAUGAAACAAUCCUUGUUCUCAAGGAAUUUGGGUAUAACUUUUUUUUAAAAGAGGACUAAAGGCUCCGCUAAGGAGUCAGUAGUAAGCUUUUCAUUUCCUCAAUUGUUCCAAAAUAAUUGAAAGCUUUUAGUUUCCUAGAGUAGUAUGUGUUUAUCAUCACUUAGUUUUAAUUCAUAACUUAAGGUACCACAGUGCCUAUGGGUAACCUCAUAAAAGAGUUGCUUCUUGUAGAAUUUCUUGGGGAAAAGAAAGGAGAAAGCCAUUAAAAAUGCUAGACUCUGUUAAGGGAGACUAAUGAAUUUGGAUGCAAAAAUAGGCCAGCAGUUGGUCAUGAAAAUAAUUACAGCAGGUUUUUAUUUCUGUGUCUUUAGAGAUACAUAACUUCUUGAAGUUACUUUAUACUAUUAUUAGGAAGCCAAGGAAUUGUUUUUUCCCUAAAGCUAAAAGUAUUGGUAAGGGGAAUGUUUAGGGAAUGGCUCUAUGAAUCGGGAUCAGUGAUUUGCUGCUAAAAGUGAAUCACUGGUCUCUUAUUAUACUGUUAUUCCUUCAAAUCCAAGUUAAAGAUGUGAUGUAGCUCUGGGAUCUUUUAAAGGUCUAUACAGAUUCUUGACAUAUGGAAACAAAAGGAAACUUUUUAUCUAAAUUUUAUUUACCAAGACUUAAACUCUCUGAAAUGAGUUUUGUAUGAAGAAGUUAGUAUCUCUAGAGUGUGAGAAGGGAGAAACAAUUUUUUUCCUACUACUAAACAAAAAUUGUUGUGAGUAAAGAUGUCUUUAUCUGAAAGGAAAUGGCAGGAAGCAAAGGGAAUUAAGUGAUGAUGUUUGCCAUAUACAGUAUUACUAACUGUUAAAUUUCUGGAAAUAUUUGUAAAGAAAAUAUCUUUUAUAAACCAUGUCAAGUUGAAAACUUUAUUUCUUCACUGUUGUGUACCUGUGGAAGUACAAGCCAUUUUACAGGGGGGAGAAAAAACAAAAACUUCAGAACUAUUAAACUGUUAUUUCAA
This is a messenger RNA of Dromiciops gliroides (monito del monte), 5721 nucleotides long. RefSeq names its product pellino E3 ubiquitin protein ligase family member 2 (gene PELI2). Gene Ontology annotation, biological process: protein polyubiquitination; regulation of Toll signaling pathway. NCBI's taxonomy places the organism in Eukaryota, Metazoa, Chordata, Mammalia, Microbiotheria, Microbiotheriidae. The record is from RefSeq and is a predicted model, not a curated record. Bases 122 to 1384 code for a protein of 420 amino acids. Gene Ontology annotation, molecular function: ubiquitin protein ligase activity; protein binding. The transcript has 6 exons.